CCCGUGAGAGCUUAAAGUGGAUACUGCAAGCUUUUUGGAAUGUGUAUUUGCUUGAUACAACGUCUGCGGCAGAUGGAGCUGCCUGGUAUUGCUGUUGCUAUUUGGAUGUUUGUUGGCCUCUGUGCAUCUGUGGUUGGCUAUCCAAAUGGAAAAGUAAGAGAAGCCUGUACUAGCAUGGUACCCUGUCAUGGUGGCUCUCCUCAGCUGUCACCUGAACAUGCCAUUACAGUGAAUGAGACUGAAUUUAAACCAGGGGACAGCAUAGAAGUUCGCCUGUCUGGACCAGAUUUUGAAGGAUUUUUCAUACAAGCCCGGGAUGCAGAACACCUGGGUAGCCCUGCAGUUGGUUCUUUUGUGUUAGCUGACCGCAGACAUUCUCAGCUGCUGACAUGUGGUCGUACCAAGAAUUCAGCUGUCAGUCAUACAAGUAAAGCAAAAAAGAAAGACAUAAAAGUUUAUUGGAUUGCUCCUGGAGAUGCUCCAAAACGUGUACAGUUUCUAGCCACAGUUGUGAAGAAAUACAGGAUUUUCUGGGUAAAGAUUCCAGGUCCCAUUGUUUCUCAACCUGAUGCGCUGUCCCCUACACCACCUUCGCAUGCAACAUCAGAGGCUAUGUCAACUUCACACCCAGUUUCCCACAUAUCAAAGCCAUUUAGUGCCUCAGGUUGUGGAAUGACAAAGUUCUGCAUCAGGAACCCUGCAAACUGUGAUCCUGGAAGUGCUUCCUGUUUUUUUCUAUCCUUCCAACAUGAGGAGAGCUCAGUUUUUAUUGAAAUGAGCGGUCCAAGUGAAGGCUAUUUAGCAUUUGCAUUUUCCCAUGACCAGUGGAUGGGUGGUGAUGAUGCUUAUCUGUGUGUUAAUGAGGAUCACCGUGUUCAUGUGAGCACUGCCCAUCUGAAGGAGCGAAGUCAUCCUCUCUUGGAUGCAGAGAAUGCCCUUGAAGAUGUGUCGUGGAGGUUUGCAGAUGGUGUUCUUCAAUGUUCUUUCAGAAGGAGUGUUCGUCUCCCUGCUUAUACAGGGAGAUUUAAUCUGGAUACCAGUUACUACAUCUUUCUGGCAGAUGGGGAAGCUAGUGAAGGUGGACUGAUACACAAACAUCAUUGUCAGCCCCUGGUCACUGAUGGACUGUACAACAUCACAGGUCUGCCUCAGGAUAUCGGAGGCUCCCGGGCCCCACGCCUUAUCAAGGCUCAUGGAGCACUAAUGUUUAUUGCUUGGAUUACCACAGUUAGCAUUGGUGUUAUUGUUGCACGAUUCUUCAAACCUGUCUGGUCUCAUUCAUUCCUACUUGGAAAGGAGUUAUGGUUUCAGGUGCAUCGUAUGCUUAUGUUGACCACAGUCAUUCUUACAAGCAUUUCUUUUGUUUUGCCUUUUGUAUACCGAGGAGGCUGGAGCCACCAAGCAGGUUUUCAUCCUUAUCUUGGCUGUGCAGUGAUGGCUUUGACAAUCUUUCAACCACUUAUGGCAGGUUUCAGACCAUCUCGUCAUGCACCAAGGAGGCAAUUGUUUAACUGGUUCCACUGGAGUACUGGUACAACAGCUAGAAUAUUAGCUGUUGUGACUAUGUUCUUGGGAAUGGAUCUGCCAGCACUUGACCUGCCAGACCCAUGGGACACCUAUGCAAUGAUUGGCUUUGUAGCUUGGCAUGUUGGUACUGAUGUUCUUCUGGAAAUCCACAGCUACUGUCUCAUUCGUAAAGUUGAAGUGAUAGAAGAUGACAGAGUACAGAUACUGCAGUCACUCACAUCUGCAGAAGCAGAGGGUCAUCUGUUUAAACAGAUUGUGUUAACCAUCUAUGUCUGUGGAAAUAUAGUAUUCCUGGUUGCCUUCCUGGUAGCAAUCAACCAAGUAUGAAAUAAGUAUUUGAGAAUUUUGUGACAAAGUACUGUGCAGUUGAAAAAUCUGCAAGGAAUACUUUUUAUUGCAACUUUUUUCUCAACAUGUUCCUGAAGAUGUACUUGAAGAAUAACAGCAAUAAGAAUGCAUGUCAUGCUCAUUGUUAGGGAGAUCUGGAAUUCAAAUCUGGAGAGGAAUUGUCCUGUAGUCGAUUGCAGUCCUUCAAAAGCUGUCUUCUUAUGGGACUUUUAAUGGGAACCUUUGCCUGAGUAAGGAAUGAAAUCUGUUUUUGAAGCACACUAGUUAACUUGAUAGAAGCCUAUAGGUGAAAAGAAGACUGAGAAGAUGUGCUGAAAGUGUUAUUUGGAUAGUCAGUUCCCUAAACCUUGGGUGAAUAUUAUUGGGGCAACUGAUAACACAUGAGUGAUCCGGAUUAAUCUGUCCAGUUUGUGUUCUAGUGUGAUAUGCCAGCUUCCUGCUCUUGGCAGUCUAGUGCAUAAAGAAACCCCCAACUAGAUGAACCAUGAACCAAUCUUAGUGAAAGAUUGUCACAAAUGCAGGUUGAUGCACAAGCUAAAUAGAUGAAAGUAAAAUGCAAAAAGCACUGUCUGCUCUAAGAUAGUGUACUUACACAACAAGCACAUGAGUCUGUGAGCUUCAGUCCUUUAGUAAAACCACCAUUUGCCUCACUCAACGUACUGCUCUGUCUCAUCCCUCUUGGUGCUUCUAAAUCAUAAAGAGAAAACAUGUUUGCAAUAUAAAUGUGUUAAGCCUAUCAUAACUUAUCUAAAACCCAAACCAGGAAGAACCUAGCUGUGUUUAUGGAUUUCUUUUACUGUCUUUGGUUGCUUGGGGCUUCUGAAUUACUUAAUUGUGUGAACAAGAUGGAUUUAUGCCUACUGAUACUUUAAUGGAAGUGAAAAUACUUGGAAUGUUGCAGUUAUAUUUGUGCUAUUGAGCAAAGAGUAAUUUGGGAGGUAGGUUGACUUCAAGAAAAGCAGCUUCUGUUAGUGUUUAGUGAGAGUCCUUUGAGCUGCCAUAUCUAGAUGACAGAACUAUAAGAAUUCUAUAACAAUUCUAUUCUGAAAGAAUUUUGGAGGCCAAUUUUUUAGUCAAAAAAAGGUUUAUCUAAAUACAUGAACUAGGUACAGAAACUAGAAAUAGACUAAAUUGUUUCAUGUUAUUUGUUCAUGGUUUGCCUAAGUAUGGAAGGAUAGUCUUGAAUUGGCAUUUUAGAAAUGAAACCUUAAUAUGCUGUGCAGUUACAGUGCUUUGCAGUUGUGUUUUGUGGCUCUGAACAGCUUGCUCCCACACAUUCCAUUUUUCUUACUGAAAAGUAUUGAUUUUUAGUUGCAACAAUUCAAGAUACGUUUUUCAGCUAGGCCUACUAAACUGACUGGGAAUGAAGGUGUUGGGAGUAUUGGAUAGAAUAGUCUGUAGGGAGGCCUGACUCUGUAUAUACUUUUACAGCAACAUAUCUACAAGUGGCCAACUCUAAAAUCCUUGUAGGUGUGGGUCAGGUGGUGGUUCUCUGCAGUUACCAAAACUGGCUGCUUCUGUCUUUUCCUUCACCUUCCCAAGUCCAGAGUGCAGCCUGUUGCAUGGACAGGUAAUGUUCAGGGAGCUACACGUUUGUUUGCAGUCAGUGAUCUUUUUGGCUGCUCAGAGAUCUGAUUUAGCCCUAAAGGUGUUUAUGGAGCUGGGAUUAAUCCCUUUGUCAGCAGCAGCUGACUGAGAGUGAGUCCAAGUUGAAUCAUCUCCCUUAGAAAAGUCAUGUGCAGAUUGGGAAAGGGGGAACACAAAGAAAUGAGUCACAAUCCAGGCUAAAGGACAAGAAGCAUGGGGCCAACUGUGUGGGUGUGAGGUUUUUUAGAGAACUCUGAUCUCAAAAGCCUGGGAAUCUCUGGCUCAUCUACUGCUAAAGUUUUGUGGGACUCUUUCGUCUACUGAGAGUUUAUAGAAGAAAAAUCACUCAACCUAGGCAAGAUUGAUGGCUUUUUAAAUUAAGAUUAAUGCCAGAUUCUUUCUGUAAUACAAUAGCUGUACUGAGGGUUGUUUCAUUUGCAUGUGACAAUGAACAUGGGUUUUAAAACAUGAAUGUAAAUAUAUCUAUAAAAGUUCUUGUCCCUUUUAGUAAUGUGAAAAUGCUGUCAAAAGGAAACUAGAAAAGUCUUGCCUAGGAGCAAAAUGGAUUGUCUGUUUUUUGUAGAUGUUUUAUAAAUUAAAGCUAUGUAAAUCUUUCCUGGAGAAACUAUUAUUGGAAUUGAAUAUUAAAGUAGUUUUACAUUUGAAGCAGUUUCUUUUCCUCAAGAAAAAAAUAAUUCAUUGUUCCAUAUCUAAUGCAACUUUAAAAUUGGCAAAAUUCAGUUACUCUGGAGAACUUUUUUCUUUCC
Messenger RNA from Catharus ustulatus (Swainson's thrush), 4229 nucleotides. It is a transcript of the gene FRRS1, whose product is annotated as ferric chelate reductase 1. The record is from RefSeq and is a predicted model, not a curated record. NCBI's taxonomy places the organism in Eukaryota, Metazoa, Chordata, Aves, Passeriformes, Turdidae. Gene Ontology annotation, molecular function: oxidoreductase activity, acting on metal ions. The transcript has 16 exons. Bases 40 to 1854 code for a protein of 604 amino acids.